AUGCUCAUCUGUCAAUGUGGAGUACUAUAUUGGCUAUUUGGUGGUAAAAUCCUGAAUCCUUGAAGUCUAGGACAUGUUACUAAGUGGUUGCCAGUACUCCAGGAACAAAAAUACACUGGGAUGUUUGCAGUGACUGAGAGGGGCCAUGGGAGCAACGUGAAAAGGAUUCAGACUGAAGCCGCCUUUGACCUUGCUGCACAGGAGUUUGUCAUGGACACACCAUGUGAAAAUGCCCAGAAGAUGUACAUUGGAAAUGCCAUGAGUGGGAAUUAUGCAGCUGUCUUUGCCCAGCUCCUUAUAACGGGAAGAUCUCAAGGGGCCCACUGUUUUAUUGUUCCUAUUUGGGAUGAAAAUGGAAGCUUGUACCCAGGAGUGACAGCUAUUGCUAUGAUGCACAAAGAAGGUCUGAAUGGUGUGGACAAUGGGACUCUCCUCCUACACAAAAGAAGUCAAUAUAGAAUAGCAAUGAAAGCAGAGAUUUUGAGGUUUGGUUCUGUGACUCCAGAUGGACAGUACUAUUUGUCUAUUAAGAACAAGUAUGCGAGAUUCAAUGUGAUGCUGGCAGCACUGACCUCUUCAAGAUUAGCGUUGGCCUUCCAAGCUAUGGGCAGUAUGAAGCUCGGGUUGACAAUAGACAUUCGUUACAGCCACAGCCAGAGACAAUUUGGUCCUGAGGCCAGAGAAGAGGUGAAGAUCAUUGAGCAAAAACACACCUCUCUCCCGCUGAAGCCUCACCUGACCACAGUGUUGGUCCUGACCUUUGCCAGCAGAUGGGAUGUCCUCCUGGAUGAGGACAUCUUCCAAGGGAAAGAUCUCAUCAAUAAUCAUUCCCUGCAGGCUUUGGUGGCAGGACUGAAGGCCUACAGUACCUGGGAAAAUAUCCACUGCCUGCAGGAUUGCCGCGAGUGCACUGGAGGCAUGUGUUACCUGAUGGAAAAUGGAAUCUCAGGCCUAAAGUGUGACACAGAUGUGUUGGUAACUUUUGAAGGUGACAAUGUUAUUUUGCUUCAGGUUGUGGCCCAGGAACUAUUGGCUCAAUACACCAAGCGGUAUAAAGAAAAACGGCUCUUUGCUCUGCUUCAGAGCUGGGUGGCACCUGCUGUGGACCAGCUGAGAACCAGCUUCCUGGCAUUUAACUGGGACACAGUUGGUCACCUCACCUUUCUCUCGAAAGCAGUAAAUUUUUGAGAAGGGGUUCUUCAGUGGAGUUUGGUGGCCAGAAUUGAUCAUAAGGUGGUGAGCAAGCAAGAAGACAUCUUCUUUGUAUGGAACUCCUGUCUGCACCAUGUCACCUCCCUGUCUCUGGCCCACAUUCACAGAGUUACAUUACAGCAGUUCUCACUGGCACUGCAGAGCUGUCCUGACCCCAUGGACCAGGCUUUGUUAAUGAAGUUUUGCCCGCUGUAUGGAACCAAGCUAGUGUUCCAGGAGCGAGCCUGGAAUUUAGAACAGAAGUACUUGAAUCCCAUGACCAGCUUGAGGAUCAGGAAUCAGUGGCUGCACCCGUGCGCGUCGGUGAAGAAUGAUGCCCUGAGGGUGGGGUCUGCCUUGAACCUUCCACUCGCCGACCUCCAAGCGCCGACAGCGGGAAUCCCCGACCCGCAGGCCUCCUGGGCCCUCUAUCCCGCGCCCGCGGAGCCAGCCGCCCGCCCUCCAGGCCCGCACCCCGCGCCCCGCGCCAAGCUGUACCCCGCGUGGCGUGGUGUGAACCGGCCCCUUUGGAGCUGCCACGAAGCUGGCCCCGCUAGCCCCGGGAGCUGGGGCUGA
Dipodomys ordii (Ord's kangaroo rat) is the source of this 1767-nucleotide messenger RNA. RefSeq names its product acyl-CoA oxidase-like (gene Acoxl). NCBI's taxonomy places the organism in Eukaryota, Metazoa, Chordata, Mammalia, Rodentia, Heteromyidae. Gene Ontology annotation, cellular component: peroxisome. The record is from RefSeq and is a predicted model, not a curated record. Gene Ontology annotation, biological process: fatty acid beta-oxidation using acyl-CoA oxidase; lipid homeostasis. Gene Ontology annotation, molecular function: acyl-CoA oxidase activity; FAD binding; fatty acid binding.